AUGGCGGGGGUCCAACUCCGGUUCAGCACGGCGUUCCACCCCCAGACGGACGGCCAGUCCGAGGUGGUCAAUAAGGUGAUCGCCAUGUAUUUGCGCUGUGUUACAGGUGAUCGCCCUCACGCUUGGGUGGAUUGGCUGGCGUGGGCGGAGUACUGCUACAACACCUCAUACCACUCCGCCCUGCGCGCCACGCCAUUCGAGGUGGUCUACGGCAGGCCACCUCCGCCCAUUCUGCUGGUGGACCCGGCGACGGUGCGGACGGAGGCAGCUGGCGAGCUCCUCCGCGCCCGCGACGACAUGCUAGCCGAGGUGCGGCAGCGUCUGGUCCAGGCUCAGCAGGUCGCCAAGCACUACUAUGACGGCCGCCACCGCGAGGUGGAGUACGCGGUGGGUGACUGGGUGUGGUCGCGUCUGCUACACCGCUCUCACCAGUCCCUGGACCCGCGGGCGAAGCGCAAGCUUGGUCCGCGCUAUGCGGGGCCCUUCGUCAUCUUGGAGCGGAUUGGGACCUUGGCAUACCGCCUUCAGUUGCCUGAUGGGGCGCGCAUUCACGACGUCUUCCACGUGGGGCUGCUGAAGCCCUACCGCGGCGUGCCGCCGGACACCAUUCCACCACUUCCGCCGACGGCAGAGGGCCGUUUGCUUCCCAGCCCGGCCAAGGUGCUGCGCGCCCAGCUACGUCGUGAUGUUUGGCACUUGUUGGUGCAGUGGGAGGGCCUUCCAGCUGAGGAGGCAACUUGGGAACCACGUGAUGCGUUCCAGCAGCAUUAUCCAGACUACCAGCUCGAGGACGAGCUGUGGUUCGUAGAAAUCCCUUCGAACAUCAUCGUCACCACCAACACUGGCUGCUACUGGAGGAUGACUACGGUGAGAAAAGGCGGUGACGCAUACAUCGACCAGGGGUGGGCGGCCUUCGCCGUCGCUCAUCAGCUGCAGAUAGGCCAGUUCCUCAUCUUCAAGAAGGUGUCCACCUUCCAGUACAAUGUGGUCAUCUUUGACCACACCUGCACUGAGGUGAUGACCAUGUGCCGUUACCAUGGCGACGCCACCAGGUGUGUCGUCUUCCAAAGUCAUGUCUGA
Molecule: messenger RNA, 1080 nt
Organism: Lolium perenne
Lineage: Eukaryota; Viridiplantae; Streptophyta; Magnoliopsida; Poales; Poaceae
Source: RefSeq, a predicted model, not a curated record